AUGAUUAACGCAACACUCACUAAACCGGUAGUUUUCCCUUGUGGAACUAUCUAUAAUCUCACUAUUGAUGAUAGCACCACAGUGAUGGAGGCAUGGUGCUGUGGUUUUGCUCAGGUGAAUGAUUAUGACGACAGAGCAAGUACGCUCCCUCACAAUUUUACCGGCAUUAGCUGUGGUUCUAGUGAUUUUCUCAAUAUUGAAAAUGAUACGACAUUACUAGAAGGGUAUCUAUGCGGAAUUGGAGCACUUCACACAACCCAAACCAGCGGUUUGUUGACCACCACCACAUCCGCUCAAAAAAAUGGUGCUGGCAAAUUGCGAUUGAAUUGGAUCCACUUUUUAACCCUGUUUGGCGUGCUUUUGCAUUUUCUGAAUUGA
Lachancea nothofagi CBS 11611 is the source of this 378-nucleotide messenger RNA. NCBI's taxonomy places the organism in Eukaryota, Fungi, Ascomycota, Saccharomycetes, Saccharomycetales, Saccharomycetaceae. The record is from the annotation of a GenBank genome assembly.